AUGGAUAUUAGUCAGGUAAAAGAACAAUUUGUAACGGCCGCACAUGCGCACCAAGGAUCGACGACACAGGCGUACGAGAAUGGAUCACGAAAAGAAAUGAUGAAUAGCUGUUCUAAUGGAUGUAACCUGAGGUUGACAUACUCGUUCUCCCUUGACAAUGCAAGGACUUGCGAGUUUCCGCAGACGGAGAUAAGUGUCUUGAACUCAAAGCCUUUCGAUUUGGUGCUGGUCAGCCUCAGCUCCUUGGUCCGACCGGACUCCUACCUCCGUCAUUCAGGCUUGAUCUGCAUUCGAAAGUUCAUCCGACUGCCAAUGCACGUCGCUCUCAAGCUCGGCGAUACGAUAGUCGCUUUUUAUCGUAGGAUGAAGUCCGAUAGAAAUAAAAUCACAUUCACACUCACUCACACUCACACCCACACCAACACUUAA
Messenger RNA from Pseudocercospora fijiensis CIRAD86, 429 nucleotides. RefSeq lists its product as uncharacterized. Lineage: Eukaryota; Fungi; Ascomycota; Dothideomycetes; Mycosphaerellales; Mycosphaerellaceae. The coding region runs from base 1 to 429 and encodes 142 amino acids. The record is from RefSeq and is a predicted model, not a curated record. The transcript is spliced from 6 exons.